Molecule: messenger RNA, 2006 nt
Organism: Priapulus caudatus
Lineage: Eukaryota; Metazoa; Priapulida; Priapulimorpha; Priapulimorphida; Priapulidae
Product: ribosomal protein S6 kinase delta-1-like
Exons: 6
Coding region: 1-435 (144 amino acids)
Biological process (GO): protein phosphorylation
Molecular function (GO): ATP binding; protein kinase activity
Source: RefSeq, a predicted model, not a curated record
AUGUUUUUUUUGUACAGAGAUCUGAGACCGGACAACAUUCUGUUAGGAGAACGGGGACAUGUAGUACUGACUUACUUUAGUAAAUGGGGAUGUGUGGACAGUGUUCUCCAUCAGGAAGCACUGGAAAACUAUUAUGCUGCCCCAGAGGUCUGUGGCAUUUUUAAUGUCAGCUGUCUAUGUGACUGGUGGAGUGUAGGAGCAUUAGCCUACGAACUACUCACUGGCAGGGCCCUCGUAUCCUGUCAUCCGAGUGGAAUCAACAGCCACACCACAAUCAAUGUUCCACAGUUUCUCUCUCCUGAAGCAGGAAGCCUCAUCACUGAGUUGUUACGGUACAAUCCCAAUGAGAGGCUAGGGUCAGGAAUCAAUGGCGAUGAGGAGAUCAAGGCUCAUCCGUUCUUCGUCGGGCUUGACUGGAGCAAACUGCAGCGGUGACAUUAGCGAGGUAGGCUUGUGAGGGACACUCCAGCAUGUUUCAACCACCAGCGGUUCUCUCUCCAGGGUAAUGUGAUCAUGGCUGAUGUGAAUGGCUGGUGCGAAGCAAUUGAAACAGUGGAGAAUUUAUAUGGCAUCAUGCAUAUGCAGUAUCGUAGAUAGGUCAGGAUUACACCAGGAUGGGUGUGCAUUUAGUUUAAAAUACAUAAACGAAACAAUUGCGCGCGUGUAUCUGUGACGAACACACUGAUAAUGUAUCACUUCAGAAUAGUUGUGCCAGCUCGUGCUAAAUCUUAUAGUAACAUCAUAAUGUCGACUUUUUGUUCAUUAUUCUCAUCGUUGUCUCGUGUUUGCCGGGGAAAUUAUACUUAGCGUGCAUGAACCAGUGAUGUUCCCCUCUCCUACAUUUUCUCCAUAUUGAUCUGCAUUGUUUCAGGCACUAUCAUACAUGUUAGAUGAGCAUACAAAAUCAGAUCAGUGUUAGUAAAAUAAUCGCCAUUUGGUAGUGUAUGAAGUUGCAUUUCCUAUUUAUUGAAAUAAUAGCAACUUGAUGUUUACGUCAUUGUUUCUGUAAUUAUUUAAGGUAUAUAUGUAAGUGUGAGGUCUAAUGAAUUCAAUUUCAUUUAGCUAUGAUUCUCAAUAUCUUUGAUUUAAUUUAAUAUAAUGUUUUUUGAGAAAAAUUGCAAUAUUGUGGUUAGUACUUAUUUUCAGCAUUGGAAUGCACUGUUUAAAACGUUUUUUAAAGACGAAACUCAUGUAGGAACAUUCCCAAUCGUGUACACAAACAAAGGCACGUCUGGUUCCUGUAGGGUAAGAUUAGCUUCAUUGUUAAGAAUCUCCUUCAAUCCAUCAAAACAUCCCGAAGCUAUAUAAAACACACAGAGUGUUUAGGUUAAUUAAGAGGACAACCUGCCUCGUAUAUAUUGUCCUAAUUUGUGGUUAUGACCGUUGUGAUAUAUAUGUACAUUUGUAGUGAAUAGUAGUAGAUGAAUAUCAGACUGAGCAGACAGUUUAUAUAUGUAUUAUUAAUUAAUAAUAUUUGUGAGGAAGCAAACAUCAUAAUCUUUCUAUUGUUAUAACUUGCACAGUUCAUGGAUACUGUAGCAUUGGUUAUACAGGAUGGGGCCCGUUGGGAUACUUCAUGGUACUUAUGUGGAAGAUAAUGUUUAUUCUGUUAUAAUCAGUGGCGCAGUGGUAGCCAGUGCCAAAGCAAUUCAUAUAUAUUUUGUCAUUAUUAGCUUGUAGCUGUUGUUAGGUCGGUAGCUGUGAUAGGUCGGUAGCAAGGUGUUGACUGACAGUUUAGGCAGUAGUAUAAAUUGGCUGCAAAACGUCAAAUGUUGUUGUCCAAGAAAACCUAUCAUUUUCUUUUUUCCAUCUCUCUCUCUCUCUCUCUCUUUCCCCCCGUCUCUUUGGCUCACGUCGAUUUCCCCUGGUCUCUCAGCUUCAAUACUCUCAUAAAGGUGUACUGGUGUUCGCAUAAGCAAGCUGCUAAUAGUUGGCUGGUUUAAUGUUAUCUUGAUGUUAUCAUCACAAUGAUUGAGAUGAGAAAGACACUCGGUGUAUCAUUUUCA